GACUCUUCACUAAACACUGUAAUACUGCUGUCGAAUAUGACUGAAGGUGGGGAGAAACGCAAAUCAGAGGCCAAAGAUGGCCGCCGCUCCAAGAAAUAUCAGCAUGAUCGCUUCAACCAACUGACGCCUGGUGCCGUCGGUGUCAUUGUCACUUGUGUGCGUGGCAAAGAGAAAGCUGCUGAAAAAGAUGCCAUAGAAAUGAUUCUCGACAGCAACUAUGUCAAGUCCUUGCAAGCUGCUCUUCCAGAACUGACCCCUGUCGAAGUCUCGGAUGCAGAAGAAGAUAUCGAAGCAUCCAUUGCACAAGAGCUUGAUUCUCUAAAAGAAGCACGAGCUCCACAAAAAGGCAAGCCAGCCUUGCUCAUACCGCUCAAAACGAAUCUCGAAUGCGUUGUCUUCAUCAAAACAGCCAAAGAAAUCAACCCAGUCUUGUUGGUUGCUGAUUUAUGUCAAGCACAGCUCGCUCAACCAGGAAAGAAGCUCGGAGGUCGCUUUGUGCGCAGAUUGACACCCAUUUCUGCUUCUGCUGAUGCGAGCAUUACGGGUCUCAAGACCUGUCUAGAGCGUGUCUUGCCUAGUGUCUUUAGCUGUCGCGAUCCAAAUGCAGCAGGGGUCGAUGCAGAGUCUGGCGAAUCAUCUGCAAAGACAGAUGAAGAACAACGGCAAACAAUUGUGAAGCGUCAGUAUCGAGUCGAGCCGACAUUUCGCAAUCAAGAUCAGCUCACGCGCGAUAUGGUCAUUCCAGAGACUGCUUCCCAAGUCAUGCGACUCGGUGCGCAUCAAGUCAACUUGAAAGCAUACGAUUGCAUUAUUCUCAUUGAAGCGAUUCGCGGGUUUCUCGGGGUCAGCGUUGUUGAGAAGUUUGACGUCCUGCGGAAGUUGAAUCUACAAGAGCUAUGCGAGAAGGGAGAAGCGCCACGGCAGGUACUUGACAAGACGGAAAAUUAGUGUGUGACGAUGAUUGCCGGUGGUGGUAAUUUGGGCGCAGACCAUUGCGCGUGGGUGCCGUCACUCUCGUAGAUGACUGGUUUCCGACGUUGUGAUGAUGCGGUCGACAUUGCAGCAGCUGCGGGAUCAGGAAUGAUCUCCAUCUCUGCUACUUCCUCACAACGUGCUGCGUCUUCCAUGGAUUGCCUCUUGGCCCGGUACGCUCUGACAAUGAACCACAUGGUACCUACUGUAAUGAGUGUCGAUAGCACGAAUGCGAUAUUUCCCAUAAUUGAGUUGUGUGCUUUGUCUCUAAGCAAGACGCCAACAUAGACUGGUGGAAAGAA
Protomyces lactucae-debilis is the source of this 1274-nucleotide messenger RNA. RefSeq lists its product as uncharacterized. Lineage: Eukaryota; Fungi; Ascomycota; Taphrinomycetes; Taphrinales; Protomycetaceae. Bases 37 to 948 code for a protein of 303 amino acids. Gene Ontology annotation, biological process: tRNA modification. Gene Ontology annotation, molecular function: RNA binding. The record is from RefSeq and is a predicted model, not a curated record. The transcript has a single exon.